AUGCCCCCUGACCCCCGCCAGGCCAGAGGCUCCCGCAAGAGAUCACAGCUGAGGGUACCGUGGCCCUGGAGCCGCCACGCGCCAGUCGCCCGACCUCACCGGACUGGGAGACCUGCGGGUGUGGGGGCGGGGGAGGAAGAGCCAGAGGUGGGAGCCGCGGCGCAGCAGGGCCCGGGGACCCUAAACCUGGAAGGCCCAGCCGUGCACCCACCGGAGGCCAUCGAGUGGGAGCUGAGAGGUGCCCAGGCGGACAGGGCCUACCUGUGGCUGCAGCGCAGGUCUGGGCGCAUCCACCGUCUGCACCUGGCGAGGAGUUUCGUCAUCCAGAAUAUUCCUGGCUCCUGGGUCACCGCCCUUCUGAACCACUCGCAGUUGACAGCCAUGAUCAUGAGUGGUGAUGAAGACAUGCUCUGCUACCUGAUGCAUUUGGAGCUGAGGGAGCUCAGGCACGCCAGGACCCAAUGCAAGUUCAAGUUUCACUUUUGGAACAACCCCUACUUCUGGAACAAGGUGCUCAUAGAGUAUGAGCGCAGAUCCUCAGCUGUGGUAUCAGUUCUGGUUUGCCAGGUCCGCAGCGUCUUCACCUGGUUCUGGCAGCACAGCCUCCCAGACGCUGACAAGGUUGCCCAGAUUAUUAAAGGGGACCUGUGGCCCCAGCCCCUGCAGUACUACCUGCUGGGCGAUAGGCCGCCCAUAGCCAGGAGAAGCCUGGCAAGGUGGCCCACAGAGGCCCCUCCUAGGCUCCACAGGUUCCGGUCUGGCUAAGCCCCUUGCUGGGACCUGGCCCCUACCUAAGACUCCCUUCUACCUGUGUUUAGGCCAAUGACAUAACCCUGCUAUCUGCUUGAGCUUUCAGACUCCCUGGCCCCUCUGAACGUUCAGUGGACUCUGCUCCAAGGCUGUGGCCUCCAUGCCCAAGCUCUUCUGUUUCCAAGUGGCUUUCAUGCAUCACAUAGCUGUUACAUGCCAUGGUGUCUACCAAGGACCCAGUGCUAAGGAUGGGCACUACCAUCAUCUUCGUGGUCCAGGUCUACCUCUGAUGGUAGCCUUCCUUUCCACCCAUUUUUCUUCCUUCCUGAGUUCUGCCAGGGCUGCCACCAACAUUGUUGCCUGCUCCCAGGUCUGUAAGGGCCCCAACCACCACCUGGCAAGGCACAAGAAAGCCCCCAGCUCCCUAGGAGCUCUGGCAUGCUGGCAUUUCUGGGCAUGUGCUCCAGCCAGGGGCCAUGAUGGGGGUCCCUUCCAGAAGCCUAUUUUCCUGAGCCCAGUCAUGGGGAUCACACAGAAUCCAGGCCCCCAACCGGCACCCUCAGUCUCUGCCUGUUUUUAGGCUGCCAGGCUGCAGGUACAGGAGGGGAGUUUCCAGUUGUGGGACCUGUCUACACCUGCCCAGACCUAACAUUUUUUUCGUUUUCUUUAAAGUGACAGCUCAGAACAAACAACUGAAGAAGCAAAGUUCUUAAAAACAGCUAAGCAGGCUGUCUUUUUAAUUGAAUCUUCCCCUUUUGGCGCUAGAGGAGGGUUGCUCUGCACACCGUGGGAGGGCCUCCCCCUUCUUUGCCACCUCUUUCACAUGCUCCGCCCCCUUUAGCAAGGGCACUCCCCCAGGGGCGGGGCUAGUUCUUUGUUCUGUGCUGUAUUCUUUUAGACCAACUCCUUUCUUCUCCUUCUACCAGGUCCAGCCCCCACUGUGGGACUGUGUAGGUGGAGAAGUUCAGUUGCCUCCCCGGGUCCUCCUUCGGGAGGAAGGCCUUGUCUUUUGCUUCCCAGGACCUGGGGAGGCCUUGACACGAAACAUGGUGGCGGGUGCUCUCUGCAGGGGAAUGCAAUGGAAGCAGAGGCAGCUGGGAAGUUUCCAGUGGCUGAGAGACCAUGGCAUGUAGGGAGCAGAGUCCCCUGGUUCUUCUGAACUUUCUUGAUUCAUCAAAAUGUUUUUUAAAUGAGAAGAAUUACUAACCAACCACUGAAACUUGAGAGGUUCUCUUGGUCCAGGUGUGAAAGUGGAAAGUGAACGCUGUUUUUCGUUUCACGGCUUUUAAGUACGAUCCUAUGCAUCUCCUCCCCUGUUUCUGCCCGGUGGAAACAUUGAGCUGUCCAGGCCUGCUUAUUGCUUUUAGUUGAGAACAUUUACAAGAACAUCCAUGUAAUUUCUCCCUGCCGUGCCGUUAGGGGACUUCAGUGGCCAUUCGUGGUGGCGAUCAGGUUGUUGUGGCCUGUUAAUACAGCCCUGUGUGGUUCUGUAGGACUUAAAACUGGGAGCUGUUAGCAUGUUCUGUGAGGAUAGCCUCCAGAAAGAAAUCUGCUAAGGUCCUGAUGACUCUGUGCCCUGGCCGCCACGAUGUAGCAGGCAUUGCUGGAUCUCUGCUUCUAAACAGAGAAAUAUCCAUGGGAUGGCUUUGUCCAAUCAGAAGAAGAUUCAUGGCACUACUGUCUCCUAUCUGCAUGGUUAAAAAAAUAAAAACCUUUCAGUCUGGGGAAAAAAGAAGUUGGAUGAUAUUAUUCCUCCAUCCAGAACGCUCCAUUGGCAGGAAAAAAAAAAAAGUCCUUAUUCUUUAACAUGGCUGACAAAGCCCAGCCCUGGGCUUUGCCCCCUGUCUGGCUCCUGCUGACCCUGCCCACUGAUGUCCUCCUCACUCACCCCCAGUAGCCUCUCUCCUCCAAAUGCAGCACAUUUUGGCCUCAGGGGUUUUGCACUUUCUAGAAUUUUCUUCCUACAGAUACUCUCCUCUUUGGCCCCCUCCCCUCUUUCAGGCUUUAGUCAAAUGCCACUUCUCCAGAGGCCAUCCCAACCUUGCCUGUCUAAAGUUUUUCUUUACCCCGUUCUGUCUCUUCUCCCUGCCCCUUCAAGAUUUUCUCCAUAUCACUGUAACUCUCUGAAAUGGUCUUGUUUUCCUCUCUUCUCCUUCCUUCUCUGACGAGUCAGGAGAACAGUGACCUAUCCGUUGGCUACUUGGCCGUGUUAUGCCUCAGAAAUUACUUGUGCGAGUGAAUGACUCUCCAGAUGUGUCCAUAAUAUCCAGAGCAUUAUCCCAGGCCCCGACAGAACAAAGAACAAGGCAUAGUUCCCACUGGAGACCUUCAGCUGGGCAGUGACGGGUCUCUGUGUGAUUUGUUGCACAGCUGGAGCACAUCUGGGAAUGAAAGGGGCACUGCUAACAAUGACACCGGGACAAGAAGCCUAACUGGUACAGAACCAUCACCCCAAAGAGAUGGGACCCAACUAAGUCCAGUUUGACAUACAGCUCACCCCAAAUAUGUGUGAUGGGGGAUCGGAGGGUGGAGACUCCCCUGAUGUUGGGACACGGGAGCUGGGCCUUGAGGAAAAGGCAGCCAUUUAGGUAAAAUGCCCCUAGGGAAUUCCUGAGGGAGCAAAUGGCAGGACCAAAGGCACUGGGAUAAAAGAUGCCUGAUGUGUUCAGGGCACAGCAUGGACCUUGGAUAUGGCUACUUGGAAGAGGCGACGCUGGAUGGGUAGGGUAAGGCCAUUUUCUGGAUAUUCAAGCCAAGGCAUUAGCCCAUGGAUAGUGGGGAGGGAUAUCAGAUGUGGUUCAAGGGUAGGAGAGAGCUCACAGGGUAGCUGGCCGCAAGGGGAGGGGAGUGUCUGCAACUCCAGCUCUCUAGUAGACAGUUUGACCCUAGGCUGCAGCUCUUCCAGGAAGCCCUUCAUGAUUGCCCUUCCUUGUAACAAUCUCUGCCACCUCUGAAGUACAGCCUAGAACCCAAAUUUUUAAUACUUUUGCCUGGCCGGGCUACCUCCUCUGGGUUUCUCUUUUGUGUUAAACACCUGUUUGUGAUGCUCCCAAAGGAAUCAGAGUGAGCCUCUAAACAUCCUGGGGACCCUAGAAACUGGUGCCCCAAGUCAUUUGCCUGCCCUGCACCUGGUGGUUGGCAGGUGCAUUUAGGCUCCUGCAGGCCAGAUUUGGGCCCUGUCACAGCCUGCAAGUUCUUAGGCGCUGGACGAUGGCGCUUACCAAAAUGGGUACUGACUGGAUCUUUCUGCUGCCUGGCCAGGGCCAUGCUUUUUUCACUCUGUGACUUAUCUCAGCAAGGGGCCGUGGCAGCCAUGGGUCCCAGCCACCCAUCUGGGGCAGGAGUCUCAUCCUCAGAGCUCACUCCUGCUUGCUCACUCUUUCAUGUCCUGAGUCACUCAUUUGUUUACCCACAUAUUUUAGCAACCACUCCAGAAUGGGAACCAGGAAUACAAGAUGACUGUUUUGAUCUCUGCCCUCAGUAACCUCAAGAGCCCAAUGAUGAGGCGGAAAGCAGUGAUACUAACCACUGACGUUUAGUGAGCACCUACUAUGUGCCAGGGGCUUACAUGGACACAGCAGCCAGAGUGGCUCUCUAGACCUGAGUCAGGUCAUGUCCUUCGUUCUAAACCCUCCAAAGACUCCAAUCACGUGGAAGAGGAAAAACUAACCCACUCCUCACAACCUAAAAGAGC
This is a messenger RNA of Mustela erminea (ermine), 4444 nucleotides long. RefSeq names its product putative testis-specific Y-encoded-like protein 3. The record is from RefSeq and is a predicted model, not a curated record. Gene Ontology annotation, cellular component: chromatin; nucleus. Gene Ontology annotation, molecular function: histone binding; chromatin binding. Gene Ontology annotation, biological process: nucleosome assembly. NCBI's taxonomy places the organism in Eukaryota, Metazoa, Chordata, Mammalia, Carnivora, Mustelidae.